Pangasianodon hypophthalmus (striped catfish) is the source of this 2916-nucleotide messenger RNA. It is a transcript of the gene mief1, whose product is annotated as mitochondrial elongation factor 1. The transcript has 4 exons. The record is from RefSeq and is a predicted model, not a curated record. The coding region runs from base 1 to 1419 and encodes 472 amino acids. Lineage: Eukaryota; Metazoa; Chordata; Actinopteri; Siluriformes; Pangasiidae. Gene Ontology annotation, biological process: mitochondrion organization; positive regulation of mitochondrial fission. Gene Ontology annotation, cellular component: mitochondrial outer membrane.
AUGGCGGGAGUGAACGGAGAUCGGAAAGGAAAGAAAGACGACAACGGCCUCGGCUCAGCCAUCGACUUCGUGCUCUCCAACGCCAAACUGGUGCUGGGGGUCGGAGGAGCCGCCAUGCUGGGCAUCGCUACACUCGCUGUGAAGAGAAUGUACGACCGAGCCCUCAGCGCUCCCUCCAGCCCCACGAAAUCCACCCAAUCAGGAAAGAGGAGCUGGGAGGAGCCGAGCUGGCUGGGGUCGUCGCCGCGGACGCUGAACCGUGACAUGAAGCAGAACGUCAGUCGGUCGCUGCAGACGCUCCCCACGUCCUCCAGCUCGUUUCAGCCCGAUUUUCCACGGAAAACAGCAGGACGUCCCAGCAGCAGCAGCAGGAGCUGCAGUAAAGCGGCGCUGCAGCGGGGGCGGAUGCGUCUGUCCCUGCAGGAGCACCUGUGGGCGUUCUAUCACGAGCGCGUGAACAUCUCGCCCGAGGAGCAGCAGGCAGCUCGACAUGCCGCCCUCGACAUCUGCGCAGAACUCCGAGCUUUCAUCCACACCAAAGUGCCAGACAUGCAGCUCCGAGACAUGUACCUCAGCGGCAGCCUCUACCACGACCUGCAGGUGGUGUCGGCGGAUCACGCUCAGCUGAUGGUUCCUCUGAUCCUGGAGAAGACUCUGUGGUCGUUUAUCCCCGGUGAGGAGACCAUCAUGAACCUUCCCGGGUUCUGGCUCGUGCGGCGCGAGAACCUGGAGUACUUCCCCCGCGGCUGCAGCUUCUGGGACCGCUGCCUGAUCGGCGGUUACCUCUCGCCGAAGAGCGUGCUGGAGGUGUUCGAGAAGCUGGUGACGGGGAGCAUGAACUGGCCGGCGAUCGGCAGCGUGCUGGGCUACGUGGUCCGUCCCGCCGUCCCGUCGCACACGGAGGCGCUCACGCUCUCUCUGGAGGUGCAGUACGACCCCGAGCGACGGCUCCACGUCGACUUCCUGCCUCUGCUCGUCUCCGAGGACGGCGCGUCCCUGAUCGGCAAGCCGCACCGCGAGCGGGAGAACCUCUGGAGGCAGAGCUUUUGGUCGGCGGAGACGACGAAGCUGCUGACUCUGGACCGAGACGAUAACGGCUGCCGCUGCGUCUGCCUGAAAAUCGCCAAAGCCGUGUGCAAACUGAACCCGGCGCUGACGCCGCUGAACGCCAGCCACCUCGCCAACGCCGUGCUCCUGCUGAGCGAGAGCGAGCGCGACUGGAGCCGCGAGGCGCUGGCCGAGCGUUUCACGCAGCUCAUCCGCGCGCUCGUGGGACACCUAGAGGCCGGGAGGCUGCCGUGCGCCCUGGACCCCAAGGUCAACCUGCUGUGCGAGCUCACGCCGCGAGAGGUCGACGAACUGGGGUACACACUGUACUGCUCGCUCUCAGACCCCGAGAGCCUGCUCAGAACUGUGUAACACACACACACACACACACACACACUACACACACUACACACACACACACACACUACACAUUACACACAUUAUACACAUUAUACACACACACAAUUAAUUACACACAAUGUAAAACUUGACAUUGCUACCAAACUAGCUCGUGCACCAAUGAAUUGAAUAAGGCGUGUGUGUGUGUGUGUGUGUGUGUGUGUGUGUGUGUGUGUGUGUGUGUGUGUGUGUGUGUGUGUGUAAAAAGCUAAAACAUUCUGCUGCUAAGAUUCAUCAGUGUUGAACAGGUCACCUCACUCACUGCUGUUUUCAUUCAUAAAGCAGUGUAAAGUGUGUGUGUGUGUGUGUGUGUGUGUGUGUUCAUUCAGUGUUGCUAAUGUAAGCGAAUGUGCUUGAGAUCAAAACCCUGCCAUUUGAUUUGACGAAUUCAACAAUUGAAAUAAAACGGCGCCGAUGUUAUAAAACGCGAGUCUCGUCCUUCACGGCGCAGUUUCCUAUAACAGCACGUCCCCGAGUGUUUUAUUCCUCUUACACCACGGCGAAUUACCAGUGAGGAAAUUUUUUAUAUAUAUCAAAGAAUGACACGGUACGUUUUAUCCAUUUAUAGUUACAUUUAAACAAGUGAGUUCCUGUUGUCGCUUAUGUUAUAGCAGCUAUAAACACUCGCUCCCUCACCAGCUUCUCUUUAUUCUCUCUGUUACCGAGAAGCAACAAGAAGCGCAAACUCCUCUGAAGAUGUCGGAAAACUUAGUUACAGCGUUACCUCUGACUGUUACAAAGCGCUGACACUGGAGACUCCUUCCAUAAACGUUACAUAAACAUCUGAAUCUGUUUAUUAUUAGCAGAGUUCGCUGUACGAGUCCCUGUGAAUGAGCUGUUACUAUAGAAACGAUAACGUAUUAGAACGAGGGCAUUAAUAUAAACCUGCACUACCGUCAGAGCUGCUGUUAUAGAAAACUAAUCAACACCUUCUGACCAAUCAGAGUCCAGGAUUCAGCAGCGCUGUGAAAUAACUGUGACGUGAUUUUAGAGGUUUAUUUUCUUACCUUCAUGUCAUUUUAUCAAAUCAAAUCACAUUUUGAUCCGUGCGCUUUUCCGUAACGUUUAAUUUUACGACUGUGACGUCCAUUUUGAAACGUUUCCUGAGUUAGAUUUUUGUCCAUUAAUGGUUUCUUCAGCUCGCGGAGUGUCUCUGUUAAUGGCUUUAAAAUCCCGUGCGGAGUAAACGGAGCGCAGAACGAGACAGAAGCCGUCGCUGUGACGGAGGAUGGAAGCGUUUUAGAGGAGAUCAGAGAUCAUUAUGCAAACAUCGCUUUAAAUAUUUCCUCUAACACACGAGUGAGGUUUUUGUUUUUUCUGGGGUUUUUUUAUGCUGGAAAUGUUGUAGUGAAACUCAAAAGUGUUUGUUAUUAUAGAAUUGUAUCGAAUCCUGUUUGUAAAAUGAAAAAGUAGUCUGUUUUUUAGAAUUAAACACUGGAAAUGUCCUGGAUUAUUGAUGAUGAUGAUGAU